Messenger RNA from Cucurbita pepo subsp. pepo (vegetable marrow), 3031 nucleotides. It is a transcript of the gene MCM6, whose product is annotated as minichromosome maintenance (MCM2/3/5) family protein. Gene Ontology annotation, molecular function: single-stranded DNA binding; single-stranded 3'-5' DNA helicase activity; ATP binding. Gene Ontology annotation, biological process: double-strand break repair via break-induced replication; mitotic DNA replication; DNA replication initiation. The record is from RefSeq and is a predicted model, not a curated record. Lineage: Eukaryota; Viridiplantae; Streptophyta; Magnoliopsida; Cucurbitales; Cucurbitaceae. Gene Ontology annotation, cellular component: MCM complex; nucleus.
CCCCAAACAAACAUUUGCCCUUAUUUUCCACUCACAAUCCUUCAUCCCAUCUUUCUCCAGCGACACACUGGUGAAGAUAUGGAGAGCCAUGGAGCUGGUAGUUAUUUCGUGGAUGAGAAGUCUGUUCUUGUCGAAAACAUUUUCUUCGACUUCCUCAAGAGUUUUCGCCUCGUUGGGAACUCUGGAGACCCUUACUACGAGACAGAGAUAGAAGCUAUGAUGGCUGGCGAAUCUAACACCAUGUUCAUUGAUUUCGCUCACCUUAUGCGCUCCAAUGAUCUUCUCCACGUAGCAAUCGCCGACGAAUAUCUCAGGUUUGAACCAUACCUCAAGAACGCUUGCAAGCGAUUCGUAAUGGAGCAUAAUCCUUCUUUCAUCGCUGACGAUAACCCCUUCAAGGACAUAAAUGUCGCUUUCUUCAACAUUCCCGUUUCUAAAAGGUUGAGAGAAUUGACCACUGCAGAAAUUGGGAAAUUAGUAUCCGUGACAGGAGUGGUGACGCGGACAAGCGAGGUCCGACCAGAGCUUCUACAGGGGACCUUCAAGUGCUUAGAAUGUGGGAAUGUUAUUAAGAACGUCGAACAACAAUUUAAGUACACGGAGCCAACAAUAUGCAUGAACCCAACCUGUUCGAAUAGAACAAAGUGGGCAUUACUUCGGCAAGAGAGUAAAUUUGCUGAUUGGCAGAGGGUGCGAAUGCAAGAGACUUCAAAGGAGAUACCGGCUGGCUCUCUUCCACGAUCUUUGGAUGUAAUUCUCCGCCAUGAAAUGGUCGAACGUGCUAGGGCUGGAGACACGGUCAUCUUCACGGGUACAGUAGUUGUCAUACCAGAUAUAUUAGCAUUAGCCUCUCCAGGAGAAAGAGCAGAAUGUCGUCGGGAAGCUUCAGAGCGAAAAAAUUCUGCGGUUGGACAUGAAGGAAUGAGGGGUCUACGAGCCCUAGGAGUGAGGGACCUGUCCUACCGCCUAGCCUUUAUUGCCAAUUCAGUUCAGGUUUUAGAUGGCAGAAGGGAUUUUGAUAUCAGAAAUAGGAAAAAGGAUGCGGAUGAAGACAACCAACAGUUCACCACUGAAGAGCUUGAUGAAGUUCAAAGAAUGAGGAAUACCCCUGACUUCUUCAACAGACUUAUUGAUAGCAUUGCACCAGCAGUCUUUGGCCAUCAAGAUAUCAAGCGAGCAAUUCUGCUAAUGCUGUUAGGCGGUGUCCACAAGUUAACCCAUGAAGGAAUUAACCUUCGAGGUGAUAUCAAUGUCUGUAUAGUAGGAGAUCCAAGUUGUGCAAAAUCUCAGUUUCUUAAGUAUACUUCAGGUAUUGUGCCAAGAUCAGUUUACACAUCUGGAAAAUCUUCUUCUGCUGCUGGAUUAACUGCAACUGUAGCCAAAGAGCCAGAAACAGGAGAGUUUUGUAUUGAGGCUGGUGCCUUGAUGCUUGCGGACAAUGGCAUUUGCUGUAUUGAUGAAUUCGACAAAAUGGACAUCAGGGAUCAGGUUGCAAUUCAUGAAGCUAUGGAGCAGCAGACCAUAAGCAUAACGAAAGCCGGAAUACAGGCAACACUAAAUGCCAGGACGUCAAUCCUUGCUGCUGCUAAUCCUACAGGAGGGCGCUAUGACAAAUCUAAACCACUAAAGUAUAAUGUUGCUCUGCCUCCUGCUAUUCUCUCAAGGUUUGACCUUGUGUACGUGAUGAUAGAUGACCCAGAUGAUCAAACAGAUUACCACAUUGCACACCACAUUGUGAGAGUACACCAGAAGCAUGAAGACGCUCUUUCUCCUGCAUUUACCACUGCUGAGUUGAAGCGUUAUAUUGCAUAUGCAAAAACUCUAAAACCUAAGUUAAGUUUAGAAGCCAGAAAAGUAUUGGUGGACUCUUAUGUUGCUCUUCGCAGAGGAGAUACAACUCCUGGAAGUAGGGUUGCUUAUCGCAUGACAGUUAGGCAGCUCGAGGCAUUAAUAAGGCUGUCCGAAGCAAUUGCACGAAGUUAUUUGGAGACUUUGGUUCAAUCGCGCCAUGUGCGUUUAGCAGUGACCUUACUGAAAACGUCAAUCAUCAGUGUGGAAUCUAGCGAGAUUGACCUAUCUGAAUUUCAAGAAGAAACUAAUGGAGGUGGAGAUGGUGAUAAUAAUGUAGACAAUAGGCCUCAUGAGGUUGAUGCUGAACCUAGGAAUGGUGCAACAGAGCCAACUUCGGGAAAUGGUGGUUCUGGCAGUCAACAUGAGAAGAAGAAACUUCUCCUGAGUGAUGAAUAUUUUCAGAGGGUUACCCAAGCCCUUGUCAUGCGCCUCAGACAGCACGAAGAAUCUGUGAUGCAAGAAGGAACUGAGCUGGCGGGAAUGAGGCAGAGAGAUCUGAUUCAAUGGUAUGUGGCUCAGCAGAACGAGAAGAAUAGCUAUAGCUCCAUGGAGGAGGCAAAAAAAGAAGUUAAAACAAUUAGAAGUAUUAUUGAGAGUUUGAUAGUAAGGGAAGGCCAUUUGAUAGUUGUAGAUGACGGGAGGCCAGUAGAUGGCGGGGUUGAAGGCGAACCAUCGUUAAUUAAGGAUAACAGGAUUUUAGCUGUGGCUCCCAAUUAUGUCGUUGAUUGAAGACGUCCGCUCUUAAAUCUGAGAACCUCCAGCUUUCUUGAUCUCUAUCAAUAUUGUGGCUAAUUCAGCGUACGUUGUGGAAAUUGGUCUUCUAAGACCACAAGAAACUGGUCUUCCAAAGUCUAUUACUGAGUAUUAACAAUCAUUUUCGGCUGGGGGCUGUGGAGGUAAAUUCUUUCGUGUUUAUUUGACGAAUGUAGGAGAUUAGUUUUAAAUAUUGUAGACUUGGUUUGAUAUAGGUUUGGUUAAGUGCCCAAUGGAUACUGUUACGUUGUCAUGAAUCAUUAUAACUAACCUAAGGUUGGGGUCGUACUAGCGAGCUGCUAUUUUGAAGUUAUAAAAUUUGAAUGCACUUUGGAAUGGCUAUAGUUUUGUACCCGAACAUAAACAUGAGCGUGCCAUGCAUCACUGGAAAUUACAAUUGCAUCGACACUGUAAUUUUAUAUUUGUA